Molecule: messenger RNA, 1884 nt
Organism: Spodoptera frugiperda (fall armyworm)
Lineage: Eukaryota; Metazoa; Arthropoda; Insecta; Lepidoptera; Noctuidae
Product: cytochrome P450 6k1-like
Exons: 1
Coding region: 116-1606 (496 amino acids)
Molecular function (GO): oxidoreductase activity, acting on paired donors, with incorporation or reduction of molecular oxygen; iron ion binding; monooxygenase activity
Source: RefSeq, a predicted model, not a curated record
AUCGUGUAAUGUGAGGUAAGCACAUGGACGGUUGACGCACAUGGCUUUAUAAGCUACGAUCCCACCGUGCGCUCUGCCAGUUGCCAUUUGAACUCGAGCAGAAAUAUCAUCUAAAAUGCUGCCGGUGUUACUAGGCGUUGUUGGUGUAAUACUAGCUCUAAUAUACCUGAAGGGAAUAUACAACCAGUACUAUUGGAAGAAACGUGGUGUGGCCUUCUACGAAAAGCACAAGACUGGAGGACCCCUAUGGCAAUUCUCCAUCGAAGAUCGAUCAUUCUUCCAAAUCCUAAACGAUAUCUACUGGAACUAUGAAAAAGAACCAGCUGUUGGUCUUGGCUCGUUUCACGAUUUAGGACUCUUCGUGAAACAUCCGACUAACAUACAGCACAUCGCACAAGUUGACUUCCAUUCCUUCAGUAGCAGAGGGUUUGCGUUCACUGAGGACGAUGUCUUGGCACACAAUGUGCUAAUGCUCAAUGGUCCGAAAUGGAAGCUGGUUCGGCAGAAGGUGACACCAAUAUUUACAACAGCCAAACUUAAAAACAUGUUUUACAUUAUCGAUAAAAGUGCUCAGGACUUCAUAGAGUAUUUAAAAGAAAAUCCAGAAAAGUUGAAAGGAGAUCUGUUCGAUACGUUGGGAAAUUACUGCAAUGCCGCCAUUGCCGCUGCAGUAUUCGGAAUCCAUACACGCUCAACUUUCGAUUCUCCAUUCCGUCUAAUGGCUAAAGAGGUUCUGACUCCUACUUUUACCACAAAUUUGAAAUUCGCGUUAAGUGGAGUAAGUGAAUCACUCUUUAAAUUUUUGAAACUCAAGUUGUUUAAAACGGAACAAGAGAAAUCUUUCAUCGCAGCAAUCAAACAAGUGAUAAGACAACGAGAACAAGAAAAUGUUAAGAGACACGAUUUCAUAGAUAUAUGUGUAGAGCUCCAGAAGAAUGGGACGAUGGUGGAUCCAGACACCGGGUAUAAGCUGGAGCCGACAGAUGAGCUGAUGGCCGCCCAGGCUUACUUUUUCUUCUUGGCAGGUACUGACCCCACAAUCGCCGGAAUCUUCGGAACUUUAAUGGAAUUGGGAAGACAUCCUGAGUUCUUGAAAAAGGCACACGAAGAUGUGGAUAGAGUUUUCGAGAAAUACAACGGGAAACUAACGUACGAUGCAGUUGGCGAAGUGAAGUAUUUGAAAAAUGUAUUGAGUGAGGUCUUUAGAGUGUAUCCUCCGAUUGCUUUUGUGAUGCGACAGUGCGUACAAGAUAGUGUAUUGCCUGUAGGCAAUAUUCCCGUUCAAAAAGGUGUGAAGAUAUUUAUACCUAUAUUUGACUUGCAUCAUGACCCUAAUUAUUUUCCGGAGCCUGAGAAAUUUGAUCCCGAUCGCUUUGCGAGGGAAGGAGAGAUAAAUGAUACAUCUUAUAUGCCAUUUGGUAAGGGUGGUCGAUAUUGUAUUGGAGCUAGGUAUGCUAAGAUUCAGGUCCUGACUGGGCUAAUGCAUCUACUAAGGCAUUAUACAGUACGUACAUUUGUUAGGAAAGGGGGUGUUAAGUACAAUAAGGAGCAAUUUCAAGUGCGUUUGAGAAAUUGUGAUGUAGAGUUGGUGCCUAGGAAUUUGUGAUAGGUGCUGGUGCAAGCAAGUGUGAUUGCUAUUAUGUUUCUAGCAGAGGUUAUUUUUACUUGUAUGCGUAGAGAUUAAUGUUGUAGUUAGUCCGUAAUUUAGUUUCGAAAGUAUUGUGUCUUUAAUUUUAUGUAUUAAAUUAUUUUAGUAGUUACCAGCAGUUAUCUAGAGAUGGGUGAUUGUGUAGAUUCUUGGAAUAUUAUUUUAAAUAUUUUGAGUGAAUCUGUAAAAAUAAAUUAAAGUUUACAUGUGUAUUUAUUUAUGCAUGCUUAACAUAA